Helicoverpa zea (corn earworm) is the source of this 3500-nucleotide messenger RNA. It is a transcript of the gene stw, whose product is annotated as laccase-1. Gene Ontology annotation, cellular component: plasma membrane. Gene Ontology annotation, molecular function: oxidoreductase activity; copper ion binding. Lineage: Eukaryota; Metazoa; Arthropoda; Insecta; Lepidoptera; Noctuidae. The coding region runs from base 293 to 2575 and encodes 760 amino acids. Gene Ontology annotation, biological process: iron ion transport. The record is from RefSeq and is a predicted model, not a curated record. The transcript has 9 exons.
GCGCUACCAAUGACCGCCCGCCCCGGCCCGGCGAAAGGUUUUAUAUACAAGUGGAAUUCGCACUGCCAAAUUGCUAUAAGUCAAAAUAUAGGGUAGUCGGGCGGUUGACUCGUUCGUGGAGCACUGAUCGAGUCCGUACCGACGUCUUGUAUCAACGAGUUAGUGAUUUCGUGCGCGACACGCGGCUUGGGAUUAUACGCGUCCUGAACACUCGAUCCUCGGGCCAAUGCACCGUCCCUGGAGGCCUUUGUAGUCAUUUGUUUAACAGGCGCAUCAGACUUUGUGUGAUAACAUGGGGUGCAGUGGAAGAUUAUAUUUUCUGACUCUGGUUUUGUGCGUUGUGACUGAACUUGCGAUAGGUGUGAGAGUGGUGCCCAAGAGAAAGAAAGAAGCUAUCGGUGCCGCAGACGACCAAUCAACGUCAGCGUCAUGGUGGCAAGCGGGCACAGCCACACCGUUCCGCGAGAGCUCAAGCAGCGCCUUCUCCUCCACCCACGGCCUGGUGCAGACACACCCCUCGGGGGCUGAUCCCUUCGCCUCCUUCGGAAGCAUUGGGAGCACUUCUGGACCAUCAUCCAACCCAUUCGCCUCCAGCGGCAGCGGUCCGUUAAGUGGCGGCGUUCGAAGCAACCCUCUGCCAUCUUUGGCUAGGAAUGCCAAUGGGAAACCUUCCCUGAAGCAUCUGGACUUCACAAGCAGUGCUACUGCUGAGCUGAGGAGGAACCCAGCACUGUCGGCCCCUGAUGAGUGCGCUCGUGCCUGCAGAGAAAACGAACCACCCAGGAUCUGCUACUACCACUUCACCUUGGAACUGUACACAGUUUUAGGAGCGGCGUGUCAAGUAUGCACACCGAACGCUACGAACGUGGUAUGGUCGCACUGCCAAUGUGUGCUGGCCGAUGGUGUCGAGCGAGGAAUCCUCACAGCGAACAGAAUGUUGCCAGGACCUUCCAUCCAAGUGUGCGAGAACGACAAAGUAGUCAUUGAUGUAGAGAACCACAUGGAGGGUAUGGAAGUGACCAUUCACUGGCAUGGAAUCUGGCAGAGAGGCUCUCAGUACUACGAUGGAGUACCAUUUGUGACACAGUGCCCAAUCCAACAAGGAAAUACUUUCAGAUAUCAAUGGCAAGGUAAUGCUGGUACCCACUUUUGGCACGCUCACACUGGACUUCAAAAACUAGACGGUUUAUAUGGCAGCAUCGUUGUACGUCAGCCUCCUUCCAAAGACCCUAACAGUCACUUAUACGACUACGACUUGACUACCCACGUGAUGUUGCUCAGCGAUUGGCUUCACGAAGACGCCGCUGAGAGGUACCCUGGUCGUCUUGCCGUCAACACUGGUCAGGAUCCCGAAAACGUACUGAUCAACGGGAAGGGACAGUUCAGGGAUCCUAACACCGGUUUCAUGACCAACACACCACUGGAAGUAUUCACGAUCACUCCUGGCAGAAGAUACAGAUUCAGAAUGAUCAACGCUUUCGCGUCCGUGUGCCCCGCGCAGGUCACUUUCGAAGGCCACAAUUUAACCAUUAUUGCGACUGACGGCGAACCGGUGCAUCCUGUACAAGUAAACACCAUCAUCUCGUUCUCAGGCGAACGAUACGACUUUGUAAUCGAAGCGAACAAUAUUCCUGGAGCCUACUGGAUUCAGGUCCGAGGUCUGGGCGAGUGCGGUAUCAAGAGAGCACAGCAAUUAGGUAUCCUCAGAUACGCGAGAGGACCCUACCAACCGUCCUCGCAGCCUCCCACUUAUGACGUUGGCAUUCCUCAAGGAGUGGUGAUGAACCCGUUGGAUGCCAGGUGUAAUAUUUCAAGGAAUGACGCUAUUUGCGUCAGCCAGCUCAAGAACGCCAAGCACAUCGACCCGGCCAUCCUUCAAGAAAGGCCUGAUGUUAAAAUCUUCUUGCCUUUCCGUUUCUUCGUCUAUAGGCCAGAGAUGUUGUUCCAGCCGAACACUUACAACAGAUAUUUAGUUGCUCCUGGUGGAGACCACGUAAUCAGUUUGAUAGACGAAAUCUCAUACAUGGCGCCGCCCGCGCCACUGAUCAGUCAAUAUGACGACAUCAACCCAGAACAGUUCUGUAAUGGUGACAACCGUCCCGCUAACUGUGGACAGAAUUGCAUGUGCACGCACAAAGUGGACAUACCGCUUAACGCUGUUGUUGAAGUAGUAUUGGUAGACGAAGUUCAAAUCGCCAACUUAUCUCACCCGUUCCACUUGCACGGUUACGCCUUCAACGUCAUCGGUAUCGGUCGAUCACCUGACCAGAACGUGAAGAAAAUCAACUUGAAGCACGCUCUCGACCUCGACAGGAGAGGUUUGCUUGAGCGUCACCUGAAGCAGGGAGACCUGCCUCCAGCGAAGGACACGAUCGCUGUCCCCAACAACGGCUACGUCAUCGUCCGUUUCAGAGCCAACAACCCCGGCUUCUGGCUGUUCCACUGUCACUUCCUGUUCCACAUCGUCAUCGGCAUGAACCUGGUCCUGCAAGUGGGCACUCAGGCUGACCUGCCGCCCGUCCCUCCCAACUUCCCCACAUGCGGUGACCACCUCCCUCCCAUCACGCUCCACUAAAUUGGUUCCUAGACAAAUUGCCCAGUUUUAUCAUGUGCAAAAAAGUACAGCACACAGCUAUGUACAGUUGAUUUAAAUAUGUUAACUAAGUGUAAAUUUAUGUUUGUUUUGUGUGAUGUGUCCGGUAGAUUCGAAGUGCUCGAUUCUGCCGUUUGUGUUUAUUUUUUUUACAAGAGUGAUUCAAUGGGAGUUAAUGAUGGUUUGUGAUUUUAUUUAACGAUGAUGCACUGUUUCUACGAGUUGACUUCAAUUUUAAUUUUAUGCCAUAUUCGGUGAUAUUUUCUUAAUUACGUUUUAAUUAUUGAUAUCGCCUAUAAUAUGUACUUUGAGGCUCUUGAACCAACAAUUUUACUUUCGCGUAUGGAGUAUAGUUUUAACAUGACUUGGUCGUCCUGUAACUAACAACUUGCCAUUAUAAUUUUAUUUUCACCAAUGAUAUAUUUAUUACUUGUAUAUAUUAAAAAAAUACUUAUUAGACCUACUUGCUUAGAAUUUUAAGACAUUUGAAACAUUUCCAUCCCAAUUCUGCAUGCAUUCCCAUUUAUGAUAAACUGUAAAUAUCUUACUGCGGAACUUAUGUAAAUACACAGUAGUAUGAUCACACUGUAUCACUCUCCGUACACAAACGAAGACUGUAUAUUAUUAUGUAGACUAUAGAUAUACAGAUAAGCACACGUGAGGUUAUUAAUUAAGACAUUUUGCUCAUUGUGUCGGCUACUAGAAGUCAUUGUGAUUGUGCCAACGAAAAUUCCAAAAUGUCGGAGUGUCCUAGUCGACCGAGUGCGACAACUUACAACGAACAAUAUCGCAGGGAAGUAGGUAUAUUUUGCUAUCAGAAAAGCGAAUGAUACGAUUUAUCAUAUUAUUAUAAAAUUACUAUAAGAAUGUAAAAUUUUAUACCAUUUAAUAAAAUCUAUGAAAAAUA